This is a messenger RNA of Malania oleifera, 3386 nucleotides long. Its product is annotated as probable LRR receptor-like serine/threonine-protein kinase At2g24230. Gene Ontology annotation, biological process: protein phosphorylation. NCBI's taxonomy places the organism in Eukaryota, Viridiplantae, Streptophyta, Magnoliopsida, Santalales, Ximeniaceae. Gene Ontology annotation, molecular function: ATP binding; protein binding; protein kinase activity. The transcript has a single exon. The coding region runs from base 568 to 3144 and encodes 858 amino acids. The record is from RefSeq and is a predicted model, not a curated record.
UUCUAACCUGUUCAUACUGUCAUCUUUGCUUCCAAGUUUGAUCCCUGUACGUUUCUCUUUUCUCCUUCUUCCAGCCUCUUCCUCUCUGCAAAGUGCAAACCUCCUCAGCUCCUUGUCAUUAAAAAACAAAAGCAUUUUGCAAGAACAGAGUGUAGAAAAAAUAGAGAUUCUCACGUUCCACACACAAACAAAAGAGGAUCAGCUGGGUCUGUUUUCUUUGUUGGCGCUCAUGGUCCUGCAGAGCCAGACAAGGUAAGCUCACGUUCUCCAUUGAAACCGCAAAAGCUCGUGACUUCUCAAAAACCCAUUUGUUCCUGAAACACGUCUCAAAAACUUAAGAGUUUUUGGGCACUAAUGGUCUUUUGGAGGAAACCCAAAGCCAUCUUCCACUUUGAUGCGAUAGUUUUGGAUAAAUGAGUUGCAGAAGCCAGAAAAUCACCAUUCAAAUGACAUCAGAAGAUAGCAAUGAGAGAGUGCUGAAGGUUUUGGUAGAGGGGUUUUGAGGUGUUUACUGGUUCUGUUCGGUUUCCCUUUCUCUUGUUUCUCAGGUUUGGACAUUAUCCGAAAAUGGGUAUUGGUUAUUUUGGUUCUUUUCUGGUUCUGUCAGUUUUGUUCGGCCUUGGAAUUUGUCAACAACCCAAUACAGAUGGGUUCUAUGUCGCAGAUUUCUUGCAGAAGAUGGGUUUAACCUCUUCUCAAGUUUACAGCUUUUCCUCUCCUUUUUGCAACUGGCAAGGAGUGUUCUGUGAUGCCAAACAGGAACAUGUUAUUGGGUUGGUGUUUCCUAAUUUUGGUCUCACCGGAUUGGUUCCUGAGACCACCAUUGGCAAGCUCGGCAAGCUUCAGUGUUUGGAUCUCAGCAGUAACAAAAUUACUGGUCUGUCUUCGGAUUUCUGGAGUUUGGGUUCACUCAAGUCCCUUAAUCUUUCCCGUAACCAGAUUUCAGGUAACCUCUCAAGCAACAUAGGCAAUUUUGGUUUACUUGAGAGCUUAGACCUUUCCUGUAACAGUUUCUCUGGUGAAAUUCCUGCUUCUAUAAGCUCCCUUGUCAGUCUGCAAGUGCUUAAACUCUAUCAGAAUGGGUUUGACUCGAGCAUUCCAUUGGGUCUUGUAAAUUGCCAAUCUUUGGUUUCGAUUGAUCUUUCAUCGAAUCGGCUAAACGGGACGCUUCCUCAUGGUUUUCUUUCAGCUUUUCCUAAGCUCAAAACCUUGAACAUUGCUGGAAAUGGGAUAGAGGGAAGGGAUUCUGAUUUCUUGGAGUUGAAGUCCAUCACUAAUCUUAACAUAUCCAAGAAUCAGUUUCAGGGUUCUGUCUUAGGUGUUCUUAAGGAGCCACUGGAGGUCAUUGACUUGAGUGGAAACCGGUUUCAAGGUCACAUUUCUCAGGUACAUCUCAAUUUGAACUAUAAUUGGUCUAAUUUGUUCUAUCUAGAUUUGUCUGAGAAUCAGCUCAGUGGAGAGAUUUUCCAUGAGUUGAAUCAAGCCCAGAAUCUCAAGCACCUGAAUCUUGCGCACAAUAGAUUUUCGAAACAGAAAUUCCCACAAAUUGAUAUGCUCCUGGGUUUAGAAUACCUUAACUUGUCUAGAACUAAUCUUAUGCUUCGCAUUCCCUCUGAAUUCUCACAAUUUAAUAGCUUGAAUACCCUUGAUCUUUCUGAGAACCAUCUCACUGGUAAAAUUCCGUUUUUGAGUGUAAAGAGUCUCCAAAUUUUUGAUGUUUCCCGCAACAAUUUAAGUGGAGAAAUUCCACUAUCACUCAUAGAAAAACUACCAUGGAUGGAGAGAUUCAACUUCUCUUACAACAACUUAACCUUAUGUGCUUCAGAAUUCUCACCUGAGACCCUAGAAACAGCUUUCAUUGGAUCACUAGACAGCUGCCCUAUUGCUGCAAACCCAGGUCUCUUGAAAAGAAGAGCCAACAAACACAGGGGACUCGAGCUUGCCUUAGCUUUAACUCUUUCAAUGGUCUUUUUGCUGGGGGGUUUGUUAUUAUUUGUGGCUUUUGGUUGUAGAAGGAAAGCCAAAAUGUGGGCCGUGAAACAGAACUCAUACAAAGAAGAACAAAUUAUUUCUGGCCCAUUUUCCUUCCAGACCGAUUCGACCACAUGGGUUGCUGAUGUUAAGCAAGCAACAUCAGUCCCGGUAGUAAUUUUUGAGAAGCCAUUGUUGAAUUUCACAUUUGCAGACCUCUUAUAUGCAACUUCAAAUUUUGAGCGAGGUACCCUAUUGGCUGAAGGCAGAUUUGGGCCUGUUUAUAGAGGAUUUUUAGCUGGUGGGAUUCAUGUUGCAGUUAAAGUUUUGGUCUAUGGAUCCGUCAUGACAGACCAAGAAGCUGCAAGAGAGCUUGAGUGUCUUGGUCGAAUCAAACACCCCAAUCUUGUACCCUUGACUGGCUACUGCUUAGCUGGAGAACAAAGAAUUGCCAUUUACGACUACAUGGAGAAUGGGAACUUGCAAAAUUUGCUUCAUGACUUACCUCUCGGGGUUCAAACAACAGAGGAUUGGAGCACGGAUACAUGGGAAGAAGAUGAUAACAAUGGGAUUCAACAUGUUGGUUCUGAAGGAUUAUUGACAACAUGGAAAUUCCGAUACAAAAUAGCACUCGGCACCGCCCGAGCACUUGCAUUUCUCCACCAUGGAUGCUCACCCCCAAUGAUUCACAGAGAUGUUAAAGCUAGCAGUGUUUAUCUUGAUUCUAACUUGGAGCCAAGAUUAUCAGAUUUUGGACUGGCAAAGAUUUUUGCAAAUGGCUUAGAUGAUGACAUCUUUCGUGGGUCACCUGGGUAUGCGCCACCCGAGUUUUCUGAGCAAACAAGUGGCUCCCCACAGUCUGCAACACCAAAAUCUGAUGUCUAUGGAUUUGGCGUUGUUUUGUUUGAGCUAAUUACAGGUAAAAAGCCAGUUGGAGAUGAUUAUCCAGAUGUGAAAGAAGCAAACUUAGUGAGCUGGGUCAGAGGAUUGGUAAAGAAGAAUGAGGUGUUUAGAGCAAUUGAUUCAAAAAUUCGAGGAACAGCACCGGAUACUCAAAUGGAGGAGGCCUUGAAGAUUGGGUAUCUGUGCACUGCUGACUUUCCCUCAAAGCGACCAAGCAUGCAGCAGAUAGUUGGACUUCUUAAAGAUAUUGAACCAGUUGCAAAUCAGUAAACAAGUGUCGGAUCAGUGAAGAGCAGAGUGAGGGAAGAUCCAGAAUUCUAGAUUUUGCUCUUUUUCCCCUCUCUAAGGCUGUUAUUUUUUUCUAUGUUAUGAGUUCUUUCUAUGCUGCCAUAGGGGCAAUCUGUACAGCUAGUGCCAGGAUUCUGUUGUGAACUUACAGUGUUUCUUUUUUAUUGCUCCAUUGUUGGCAGCAUAAAAGCUUAAUUUAUAUACACGAGUUUGAUCCACGAAAA